This is a messenger RNA of Eruca vesicaria subsp. sativa (arugula), 1182 nucleotides long. NCBI's taxonomy places the organism in Eukaryota, Viridiplantae, Streptophyta, Magnoliopsida, Brassicales, Brassicaceae. The record is from the annotation of a GenBank genome assembly.
UAAAGGUGCUCUUACAAGUCCUACAAAGCAAUAAUACAGGUGUCAACCCUCACGCGUUUAAACAUACAUAUCCAACGGUCCAGAUUCCAUCAUUUUCUUCUCGCGUUUAAUCCUACAGAAACCGUUCUCCGAUCCGAUACACCUCCCCUCCUCCGCCUCUACAUCCACCGUUCGAAUCCGUCACAAUGGCCACCCCGUCGCGCGAGGACCUCGUGUACAUGGCUAAGCUCUCCGAGCAAGCGGAGAGGUACGAAGAGAUGGUGGAAUUCAUGGAGAAACUCUCCGCCGCAACAGACGGCAACGAACUCACGAUCGAGGAGCGAAACCUCCUCUCCGUCGCGUACAAGAACGUGAUCGGCGCUCGCCGCGCCUCGUGGCGGAUCAUCUCCUCGAUCGAGCAGAAAGAAGAGAGCCGCGGCAACGUCGAGCGCGUCAAAUCGAUCCGUGACUACAAGGCGAAGAUCGAGUCGGAGCUCUCCGGGAUCUGCGACGGGAUCCUGAAGCUGUUGGAGUCUACGCUCGUACCUUCCGCUGCUUCUGAGGAGUCUAAGGUUUUCUACGAAAAGAUGAGAGGUGAUUACUAUAGGUACUUGGCUGAGUUCAAAAUCGGUAGAGAGAGAGAUGAUGCGGCGGAGAAGACACUCUCUGCUUACGAAUCUGCUCAGGAGAAUGCUAAGGGGCUUGCUUCAACUCAUCCUAUACGUCUUGGAUUAGCAUUGAACUUCUCUGUGUUUUAUUAUGAGAUUCUUGAGUCUCCUGAUCGUGCCUGCAGCCUCGCUAAAACGGCUUUUGAUGCGGCAAUUGCGGAGUUAGACACACUAGGGGAAGAGUCAUACAAGGAUAGCACUUUGAUCAUGCAGCUUCUUCGUGACAACCUCACUCUCUGGACAUCCGACAUGCAGGAUGAAUCUGCAGAUGAGAUCAAGGAAGCAGCAGCACCGAAGCCAACAGAAGAGCAGAAAUGAUGAGUCUUGGUGUGAAUUGGUACUAGCUAGUGUUAGGGAUUGAAACCAUCUUCUUCGUCAAUAAUAUUGUGUCUUGUCAAAGAGAUGGCUGUCUCAGUUUCUUCCUGUUUGAAAGUACAUUAUUACUCUCAUAUCUCGAUUUGCUUUACCCUUUUGGAUCGAUGUUUAUCAUUUUCUGAGUGAAAAGAGAAAAUAAUCUAAAGUUGAUUGAUUAAAC